Molecule: messenger RNA, 1096 nt
Organism: Falco peregrinus (peregrine falcon)
Lineage: Eukaryota; Metazoa; Chordata; Aves; Falconiformes; Falconidae
Exons: 3
Coding region: 1-960 (319 amino acids)
Source: RefSeq, a predicted model, not a curated record
AUGCGCUGGGAGGGGGGGGGGAGGGGAGAGGGGGGGGGCGCGGCCCCGGUGCGGAGCUACCGCAGAGCGGGGAGGAGCCGCGGGCAGCGCCGGGCCCCGGCCGCCCGCCCCUGCACCGGGAGCCACGGCGAGCGGCCCCCCGCCCCCGGGCAUCCCCCGGCCCCGCCGCCACCCGCUGCCGCCGCCAGCUCCGGCCCGCGGGCACCCCCUCCCCCAUGGACACCCCCCUGCUCCACCGCCAAUCCCCGGGCACCCCCAUCCCUGCCCCAUGGGCAACCCCUCCCCACGGACACCCACCCGUUCCACCGCCCAUCCUCUGUCACCUCCAUUCCCUGCCCCCACGGCACCCCCUCCCCACGGACACCCCCCAUCCCUGCUCCACGGACACCCUCAUCCCUGCCCCACGAUCUCCCCCAUCGCUGCCCUACAGACACCCCCCAUCCUGCCCCACGGCACCCCCAUCCCUGCCCCACGGACACCCCAUCCACAUUCCCCUGUCACCCCCCCACCUCCCCCCAAGACUCCAGCACCCCCACGCCCGCGCGCAUCACCCAUCCCCUCCAGGGUGCCCCAUCCCUGUCCCCCCCAUUCCCCUUGUGCCCCCUGAGCACCAUCACCCCCCCCCCAAACUCCCCGUGUGCCCUCCAGCACCCCCUUUCUCCCCCCCCCAGCCCCCCCCCCAGGUCUCUCUUAAAGCCACAGUCCACUUUGCAGCGGGUGCAGCCCCGGGGCGUGGGGGCUGGGGGGGUGCAGGGGCCUUGCCCCCACCCCCCCCACCCACCCCCGGAUCCCGCUUGGAAAGUUAGGAGCGACCUGGGAUCCGGGCUUGGCCCGGGAGAGGAGCCGGGAGAGCCUUUCCCUGCCUUUCCAUCGACCCCUUUUGUGUCUGGACCUGUAUUUUUAACCCUUGUUAUCGAUUUAUUAAGGGGCGAAGCGCGUGCUGUACGUCGGUAUUUUUAGGCACGCUUCGUAGUCUUGAACAAACAGCAACAUAAUCUCUGUCUCUUGUGCUCAAACGAUUUCAGUGUGAUAAAUAAGAUGCUAAAUAAUGCAUUAUAUAUUUUUAAAAUAAAAAUUAAAGCAAGCUACGCUGACA